AUGUCAAAUAAUUCGAUGAACAAACACUGUGAGCACUAUGAUAGAAACGGUCAUACAAUUGAAGAAUGUCGGACCCUCAAAUUCCAUUGCAAGUAUUGUGAUAGGAGAGGCCACACUGAGGAUAGAUGUAAAUUUAAAAAUGGGACAUGGGUUCCCAAUGACACAGGAAUUCAAGGCAGUAAGCACAAUCAAUCUAAGCAACAACGUCAAGGGUCUAAAGGGCACAUCAAUUCGCGUGGGUCUUUUUCUACUGCCCACGCAGCAGACACAGCUCCAGCGCAUGAGGCCCAGUCAUAUGGUUUCAAUGCAACAACCCAGCCAGCCUCUCAAUCCAACCCUUUACAUGGGUUUUCUGCAGAGCAACUCCAACAACUAGCACAUGCCGUUUCUAUGAUGAGUUCAACUCAUUCCUCUGGUAAUAGCAAUGCUUAUGCAAAUGCUGCAGAUAGCGGAGCUACUGAUCACAUCACUUAUGACCCCACACUUUUCACCAAAAUUGAAUCAUCACAAAUGCCCAUUGUUAAUUUACCUACUGGUUCUCAUGCCCCAAUCACUUCCACUGGCACUAUACCAUUCAAUUCAAAUAUCACAUUAGACAAAGAUUUGGCUACGGGGAAGAUGAUUGGCUCGGGUAAACAGCGUGGUGGUCUCUAUUACAUGUCUCCGUUGCAAAAGACACCUGUCUCAUAUCAAUGUUUGUCCCAUGGCCAAGCAAACAAGACUUCCAUUUCCUCUAAGUUCAAUAUCAACUAA
Molecule: messenger RNA, 753 nt
Organism: Prunus armeniaca (apricot)
Lineage: Eukaryota; Viridiplantae; Streptophyta; Magnoliopsida; Rosales; Rosaceae
Source: the annotation of a GenBank genome assembly